CACCGGCCUAACUUUGAGUUUAACAAAGUCAUCGUAGCAAACUCCUAAACAAAGUCACCCUAAUGAAAAAAAAAAUUAGGCAACAUGAAGUCCCAUUUACUUCCAUUAGUUUAUUACUCGUUAUCCAACCACUAAAUGUCUUGAUGACUAACAAGAAUAUUCCAAACUUAAUCAUGUUUCUGAUUCAAACAACAUGUUUGACAAUAAGGACCUUCACAUUGAACGACUAUAAAUGAGCUAGAAACAUUGGUCAUAAGUUUAUUAGUAUCUCAUCUUAUGCUUAAAUCGUCUCAGUCAACGUUGAUCAUCAUAAGCUCCACCUUAGGAAAAACAUUGAUUUUGACUUCACAAACUUUAUAUUCAAUUGCCUAAAAUCUUCCAUCAAGAACAGAUUAAACAUUACUAGGUAACACUAGCAUUUGCAUCAAUUCCACAAUGCUCAGUCCACCACGUAACUCAUUGCCAAGAUAUUCGACAAAAAUAUCAUUUGAUUAUGUUUCGAACUUGAUUGUUUUCGUGAAAUGAAUUUACCCGAAACUUGAGAAAACCAUAUUAAGCUCCACUGUCAAAAACCCCAACACGAGCGGAUUAGAGGGCAUGCCAAUUAGUGGAAAAAAUCCAAAAGUCCCACUGUUUUAAAAAAAAUUCCAAAAAUACCAUCUUUUUUCAAAAACCGCCACCCCACCCUGCGGUUUACAUGAAAACCGCUGGGCGGGGCGCGGUUUUCUAUGCAAACCGCUGGGCUAAAUGGCGGUUAUAAAAACCGCUGGGUGGGGCGGCGGUUUUGGGCCAAACCGCCACCCCACCCAGCGGUUUGGUCCAAAAAAAAAAAUUCCGAUCAACUCCUAACUUCGGCCGAAACUUCAAACGAACGUAACUUUGCACUCGGGUAUCCGAUCGUAUCGAUUUUUUUUUAAUCCGAAUAACUUUUCGAGAUCUUGCAAGCCACAAACAGCCGUAGGCGGUUUGGUCCCGCCUUCGUCUCGAAAAAACGUAAUUUGCCUUUUUUUUAUUUUGUCAAACUUUGGGCGGCCUUAACUUUGUGCUCCAAAAUCCGAACAUCAUGAAUUUUUUUUUAUUCCGCAUAACUUUUCAAGAUCUACAACUUUUAGGAUAAUCAUAAUUUCGAAAUGUACAUAGAUUUGUGAAAAGUAAAGGUAAAGUUAUUCCCAAGGUCCCGUAUAUCCAUAACUAAUUCCUGUUUUGAAAAUUUCAUCCUAGUAAAAGUUGUAGAUCUCGAAAAGUUAUUCGGAUUAAAAAAAAUCGCUACGAUCGGAUACCCGAGUGCAAAGUUACGUUCGAUUGAAGUUUCGGCCGAAGUUAGGAGUUGAUCGGAAAAAAAAAAUUGGACCAAACCGCUGGGUGGGGUGGUGGUUUGGCCCAAAACCGCCGCCCCACCCAUCGGUUUUUAUAGGUUUUUAUAACCGCCCCUUAGUCCAGCGGUUUGCAUAGAAACCGCACCCUCGCUCAACGGUUUUCGUGUAAACCGCAGGGUGGGGUGGCAGUUUUUGAAAAAUGGUGGUAUUUUUGGAAUUUUUUGGGGUUGGGUGGUAUUUUUGGAAUUCUUUUUUUAAACAGUGGUAUUUCUGGAAAAAGUCCUCAAUUAGUAGGAGCAAGAACAACAGAAAGGCGAUUGUUGUUGCAUGCAUAUCUACUCGUUAGAGACCAAUCUUUCAUUCUACAGAGGAGAAUUUCACUCGUUUUCAUAAGGGUGUCAAUUCAAUAAUUUAAACCUAAACCACGAUGAAUGUUCGCAUCCUCACAUUAACCCUUGGUGAUUGUAUGUCGUCAAUCGUUGGCAAUUCAGGUUUGAUCACAGGUGGGUUAAUUAUGAGAACUGUGAAGAAAUCAUCAAGAGAGAAUGGCAAAAAGGGGGCAAAUCACCACUCGAACCUUGCCAAUUGCAGCAGAGAUCUUAUUUCCUGGAGCAGAACCAAUGUGAACAAUGCUGCGAUUAGGAUCAAAGUUAUUGAAGAAAGGCUGAGAACUAUCAUGGAACUGACUCGUGACCCUAUCUAUGAGGAAGAAGAGAUAACCCUGAAGCUGGAACUCAAUAAACUUUGGUUGGAGGAAGAAAUUUUCUGGAGACAACGUUCCAAUGUCCAUUGGCUCCAAGGAGGAGAUCAGAAUUCGAGGCCUCAGGAAUACUGUGGUUAAGCUCAUGGAUGAUGGUAAUAAUUGAAUUGAAAACCA
This is a messenger RNA of Linum trigynum, 2193 nucleotides long. The record is from the annotation of a GenBank genome assembly. NCBI's taxonomy places the organism in Eukaryota, Viridiplantae, Streptophyta, Magnoliopsida, Malpighiales, Linaceae.